This is a messenger RNA of Eucalyptus grandis, 1274 nucleotides long. RefSeq lists its product as uncharacterized. The record is from RefSeq and is a predicted model, not a curated record. The transcript is spliced from 3 exons. Bases 162 to 1082 code for a protein of 306 amino acids. Lineage: Eukaryota; Viridiplantae; Streptophyta; Magnoliopsida; Myrtales; Myrtaceae.
AAAAAUACAAUUUUCUGGACAUAGAUAUCAUAAAUUAAAGGAUAAGAAAAUAGCUUUUUGUACUGCGAUUUGCAGAGCUUGCUUGAUGCUACUGUGAGUCCGAAACUCAUUCCGGGUCUCGCCUGCAUUUGCGGUUCUGAUAUCCAAAGCCCCGGUCGCCGAUGUCCGACGAAAGCCCCGACCCGCCGCCUCCCCCGCCGUCGGAGCCGGUAACCCGACCCGUCGGCGGCACCGAGUACAGCUGGUGCAGGGCCGUCCCCGGCGGCACCGGCAUCACCGUCCUCGCCCUCCUACUCGCCAAACCACCCGACCUGUCCCUCCUCCGGAACGCCCUCCACGGCCUUCAGAAGUCCCACCCCAUCCUCCGCUCCAGGAUCCGCUUCGACCCCGCCGCCAACGCCUUCUCCUUCGUCAUCCCCUCGUCGCCGCACCUCGAGAUCGCGCCCUUCGAUCUCUCGUCCACGUCCCGCAUCCUGAACGGCGAAGACGGUGGCGGGGGCGAAGGCGAAGGCGGCGGCGCCGGCGGGGAGGGGGACGCCGCCGGGGCGACGCCGCUGCACCGCAUCCUCGAGCACGAGAUGAACCGAAACGCGUGGCGCGACUCCGGCGGCGGCGGCGACGACGGCGACGGCGCCGGCACCGACGUGUUCCACGCGAGCCUAUACCACCUGAGCGAGGACCGGUGGGCGCUGGCGCUCCGGCUCCACACGGGCGCGUGCGACCGGGCGGCGGCGGCGGCGCUGCUCCGGAGGCUGCUGCUGGUGGCGGCGGAGGAGGGGCGAGAUGGGGACCGUGAGGAGGAGGCGGCGGACGCUAAUCGGGGGAUCGAGGAGCUGAUUCCGAGCGGGAAGGCGAACAAGCCGUUCUGGGCGCGCGGGAUGGACCUGCUGGGGUACUCCCUCAACUCGUUCCGGCUCGCCCACCUGGAGUUCGUGGACGCGGAGUCGCCGAGGUGUUCCCGGAUGAUGAGGUUGAAGAUGAACAGAGGACACCCAGAGGCUGAUCGAGGGAUGCAAGUCAAGAGAGAUCAAACUGUGCGGCGUUUUGGCAGCGGCCGCCCUGAUCGCAGCACACACCUCUAAGCAACAACCCACCGAUAACCAAUGGGAGAAGUAUGCUGUCGUCACCCUUGUCGACUGCCGUUCAUAUCUCAACCCACCUCUUUCUGUUCAACACCCUGGGUUCUAUCACUCAGCCAUCCUCAACACGCACGAUAUAAGUGGAAGCGAAAAGCUAUGGGACCUGGCAAAGAGAACCUAUACAGCCUUUGCGAA